AUGACCGCCGCAACCUCGACAAUAGUAGGAGCAUUAGCAUGCCAAAAGAACUCAUUUCUCAAAACCCUCAACACAAAAGUCGUUUCCAGCUAUGAGUUCAUCCCGCCAUCCACAUCCAAAGAGAAACAAAAUAAAAACAACAAGAACAAUACACCAAAAGAAUUGAAAUUCGGAGUUGAGUUUGAAGAUACAGUUUUGUUCCCUGAGGGAGGUGGUCAGCCUUUUGAUAAAGGCACAGUCACCAUACUUAACGACGAAGGUGCCUCUUCUUUGUCAUCAUCAUCAUCAUCAUCUUCUUCUUCUUCUUCUCCCUCCUCAUCUGAAAACAAGACUAUUGAGGUCAACGCCAUACUUCGUGAUAAAUUGAAAGCGGUACAUAUACUUGAUGAGCCGCUAGAGCCGGGAACUCCAGUCAAGCUUGAGGUAGACUGGACCCGCCGGGUAGACAUAAUGCAACAACAUACGGGACAACACUUACUUUCAGCCGUAUUUGAUACUUUGAAACUCGACACUUUAUCGUGGUCAAUGGGCAAUGUGAUCAAUUACAUUGAGUUGCCGGAGAAAGUAUCUGAUGAAGUUGUCCAACAAGUUCAACAACGAGUCAAUCAGCUCAUUUUUGAAGCACACCCCGUCCAUGUAGUGACUCGAGAUGAUCACGGAGUUGAAAUUGACACAAGCCAUUUGCCUGAUGAUUAUGACCAGAGUAAAGGUGUCGUGCGUAUUGUGAAAAUUGGCGAUGAUAUUGACUCUAAUCCAUGUUGUGGUACUCAUUUGACAAACACUGCACAAAUUGGAUCUAUUGUAUUAUUGAACCAAACGUCGAUCCGUGGUGGCCAUUCUCGUUUAUACUUUACUUGCGGUGCACGAGUAGCUCAAAUCGCUAGUGAAUACUUUGACAUAUUGAAAACAGUUUCGGGUACUCAAUUGUCGUGUCAGAUCGAUGACGUUGUCACGAAAGUUGAUCAAUUGAGUACAAAUUACAGAAAAGCCAAUUCAACCAUUGCAAACUUGACUAAAGAAUUGGCCAAUUUGAAAGCUACUGAGAUUUUCAACAAGUUGAAAAACACCGAAGAUGGCGUGGCGUAUGUGUAUCGAGAAGAAAAUAACCCGGACUACUUGACUACAGUACAGAAGGAACUUACAACUAUGAUCAAUGCCAAUAAGGAUAGUGGUGUAGACAUCACUAACAAACACACUAUUGUAUUGAUCAAUGGUAAUCAGACAUCCAACGGUGGUAUGGUUAAGAUAUUGGGACCUAAAGCAAAUGACAUAGCCACUGAGUUGAAGCAAAAGAUUUCAAAUUUGAAAGGCGGCGGUAAGGGAACAUUCCAAGGUAAAAUCACCACCUACUUGAAAGGUGAAAUCGAAUCCGUCAUAUCCUACUUAGACACAUUAUAG
This is a messenger RNA of Lodderomyces theae, 1398 nucleotides long. Its product is annotated as putative alanine--tRNA ligase. The record is from RefSeq and is a predicted model, not a curated record. Gene Ontology annotation, molecular function: nucleic acid binding; Ser-tRNA(Ala) deacylase activity; alanine-tRNA ligase activity. The transcript has a single exon. Gene Ontology annotation, biological process: regulation of translational fidelity; alanyl-tRNA aminoacylation. Lineage: Eukaryota; Fungi; Ascomycota; Pichiomycetes; Serinales; Debaryomycetaceae. The coding region runs from base 1 to 1398 and encodes 465 amino acids.